This is a messenger RNA of Marmota monax (woodchuck), 1058 nucleotides long. RefSeq names its product heme binding protein 1 (gene Hebp1). Bases 83 to 652 code for a protein of 189 amino acids. The transcript has 4 exons. The record is from RefSeq and is a predicted model, not a curated record. Lineage: Eukaryota; Metazoa; Chordata; Mammalia; Rodentia; Sciuridae.
UCCCCUCCCAGCCACUGCCACCGCUGGCCUGCGAGCCUUCUGCGGGUGGUGACUGCUGAGGCCGGAAAGGCGAGGCGGCAACAUGCUGGGCAUGAUCAGGAACUCGCUGUUCGGGAGCGUAGAGACUUGGCCUUGGCAGGUUCUGAGCACUGGGGGCAAGGAAGAAGUCUCCUAUGAGGAAAGAGCCUGUGAAGGGGGGAAGUUUGCCACUGUGGAAGUGACAGAGAAGCCUGUAGAUGAGGCUCUACGGGAAGCAAUGCCCAAGGUCAUGAAGUAUGUGGGAGGUACCAAUGACAAGGGAAUUGGAAUGGGGAUGACAGUCCCUAUUUCCUUUGCUGUAUUCCCCAAUGAAGAUGGCUCUUUACAGAAGAAAUUAAAAGUCUGGUUCCGGAUCCCAAACCAGUUUCAAAGCAACCCACCAAUUCCCAAUGAUGAAAGCAUCAAGAUUGAGGAGCGGGAAAGCAUCACUGUCUACUCCACGCAGUUUGGUGGUUAUGCCAAGGAAGCUGACUACGUAGCUCAUGCCACCCAGCUGUGUGCUGCCCUGGAGGGCACAGCCACUUACCGAAAUGACAUCUACUUCUGCACUGGAUAUGACCCUCCCAUGAAGCCCUACGGACGUCGCAAUGAGGUCUGGCUCGUGAAGACCUGAGUGACUCAUGGCAUCGAGAGCUUCCUGGAAGUGUGCCUCUGCGUUCCCUGACUUGGGGUCAGGAGGGGCCAAUGCUUCUCAAGUUCCAGCUCUCCUUCAAAGCCAGUCACUGCCAGUUUUCUGAAAUAAGCGCAGUCCGUAUACUGAGGUUCUUUUUCUCGUGGUGGGGAAUAAUACAGCCAAGAUAGGCAAUAUGGUUCUUGUUAAUUUAGAAUUUUCUGUGGCAGAUCAGAAAAACUCCAGCAGUACUUUCUCAGCCAUAUGGGCCACUAAAAACUGAUUUUUAAACAUCACUGAAUUUGUAUUUCUGUUAAUGAGGGAAUAUGUGAAUUGUUCACGAUCUUUCAGCUUGAUUCUUAUAACAGCUUGUCUAAAAAUAAACCAAAUAUAAAGAUCUCUGACUUAA